Microthlaspi erraticum is the source of this 432-nucleotide messenger RNA. The record is from the annotation of a GenBank genome assembly. Lineage: Eukaryota; Viridiplantae; Streptophyta; Magnoliopsida; Brassicales; Brassicaceae.
AUGGGAUGUCUCUGCAUCAAUCUGAAGAAGAAGCUCAAGAAACCAAAACAAGACAACAAUGUCGAGCAAACCAGAGAGUUACAGAACAAAGAAACAGCACACACGCAACAACCUCGUCAGAGACAAACAGCUCCAAGAGCCAAGUUCCAGAUCGUGUUGCCACCUCAGAAACUCCCACUUCCACUUCCCGCUCCUCAGCCUCAAGAACAACAAAAGCUAAUCAAUAAUCCAAAACAGAACAGCUUGCAAGAACCAGAACCGAUCUUAGGGAAACCAUUUGAAGACGUGAAGGAGAAGUACAGUCUUGGUCGUGAGUUAGGUCGUGGCCAAUUCGGUAUAACGUAUUUAUGUACAGAGAUCUCAUCAGGCAAGAACUACGCUUGUAAAUCAAUCUUGAAGAGAAAACUCAUCAGAACUCAGGCAAGAAUCUAA